Messenger RNA from Drosophila ficusphila, 2754 nucleotides. It is a transcript of the gene Hsepi, whose product is annotated as D-glucuronyl C5-epimerase B. Bases 10 to 1857 code for a protein of 615 amino acids. Gene Ontology annotation, cellular component: Golgi apparatus. Gene Ontology annotation, biological process: heparan sulfate proteoglycan biosynthetic process. Gene Ontology annotation, molecular function: heparosan-N-sulfate-glucuronate 5-epimerase activity. The transcript is spliced from 3 exons. NCBI's taxonomy places the organism in Eukaryota, Metazoa, Arthropoda, Insecta, Diptera, Drosophilidae. The record is from RefSeq and is a predicted model, not a curated record.
GCCAACCGGAUGUCCAAGUAUUCCAGCAGCCAGAAAGAUGUCUUCGCCGUGCCCGCGACUUUAGUAAGCAGGGACAACCGGGAGCAAGGAAAAUUCCAGGGGAUUAAGCAUCGCGAGCCACUGGUCUUCUUCAUUAUGCGACUCAAUCUGAAAGCUGUACUGCUCAUCCUGACAGUAGCUGUGGUGGUAAUCACGCUGGGCGUCUACAUGCGCUGUGCCGCAUUUUCAUUUUCGCCGGACCUUGUGCGUCCGUUGGACAGGUCAGUCAGGCUGUCCUCUAGCGGAGGGGAGUCUACCGCUUUGCAGGACAUCGAGUGCUCCAUUAACCAGGAGUAUAGCGUUCACUGCAAGCGGGACGAGAACGCCAACGAGGUGUACGUGCCGUUCUCUUUCCUACGCAACUACUUUGACGUCAGCGGAGCGGUCUCAACGAGCGGCAGCGAAGUGGCCAAGUUUAAUUGGAUGCACAGCACGUCCAAGGUAAACCUUCCCAGGGGAAAGUACGAUGCACGUGGAGUCUUCAUGUACUUUGAAAACUACAACGUGGAGGUGCGCGACCGGGUGAAGUGCAUCAGCGCCGCUGAGGGCGUGCCGGUAAGCACGCAGUGGGAAAAACGUGGCUAUUUUUAUCCAACGCAGAUUGCUCAGUUUGCGUUGUCGCACUAUAGCAAGAAUCUCACGGAACCUGCGCCCAAGGUGCGCGUUUUAGAGGACGGUGACGGAAACCAAAUGGACUGGAGCAUUCCCAAGACUAGCAACAUGACGCGUAUCUGGCAUCACAAGUUCAACACCAGCGUGGUUCAAUUCGAGACAGCACCUGGCUACGAGGGUGUCAUUAGCAUCGCCCUUAAUCAGACGCUGGAUUUGCUGCUCAGCGUGGACCUGCUGCUUGUGACGAAUAGUAGCAGUCUCAUGGUGACCGUCCAGAACCGGGAUACCCGGCAUAACUACACCCUCCACUACAUACCCGCCGACCUGCUGUUAAGCGUGCAGGACUCGAACAUUUACUACGGCCUGGGCGGAUCGGCACUGAACAAGUGGCGUCACAUCACCCGGGACCUACACAUCGACGUGCAGAAGGGCAUUGUCCUAGGGGAUAAGCGGUCGCCGCUGAAAGUGCGCCGCUCCGACCUGGAAGUCCUGUCCAUCGGAUUCCUUGGACUGGGCUUCUACGACAACAUCACUUUGUCCACCAGUGACCAUCUGGCCCACUUCUACGACGCUGCUGAAUGGUUUGUCCACAACCAGGACCCCAAGACAGGUGGAUGGACCAAUCCCGUGCGACGCAGUCUUAAUGGCUUUGCCGAGCUGCGUCCCGGCUGGAUCUCGGCCAUGGGUCAGGGGCACGCCAUUUCGGUGUUGGCACGAGCUUACUGGCACUCUGGCGGGGAUGAGCGCUUCCUAAGGGCGGCUACAGCUGGACUGCAACCUUACAGAGUAUACUCGCGUGACGGCGGAGUUCUGGCCCAGUUCAUGGACAAGUUCUACUGGUACGAGGAAUAUCCCACCACGCCACCCUCCUAUGUGCUGAACGGCUUUAUAUAUUCCCUUCUGGGCCUUUAUGAUCUUAACAGCACUGCGCCAGCGAAGAUCGCCCGAGAGGCUGGAAAGCUUUUCGCCCAGGGUAUGUUUUCUCUAAAGAAGAUGCUGCUGCUUUAUGACACUGGUUCCGGCACCAGUUACGACCUGCGGCACCUGAGCCUGGGCGUGGCACCCAACCUCGCGCGCUGGGACUAUCACGCGACGCACGUCAACCAGCUGCUCCUGCUGGCCACCAUCGACAGCGAUCCACUGAUCGCGCAGACUGCGGAGCGCUGGAAGGGGUACAUGUUUGGCAGACGGGCUAAACAUAACUGAGAACUAAGGAAACUGGCGGUCUACCGCCAACGAAAAAGUGAUAUUUUGUAGGGCUUACGUAUUGUGCUUAACCAUUCUAAAUGGUUGCACGUGGUGACAUGCCAUUUUCACACCCUAACACUCCUGACCCGAAAAUAAUUUAGUGUUUCUGUUGUGUAAUUUCCGCCCUCGAAAUGUGCUGUAGUCAUAUUUUGGUUCGUCCUGCUAGGCGCCUAGUGUUAAGCUAUUGUACCUUUAACUUCGAAUGCACUCUCAGAUGUUGGCCUCGUCUUUAAUAUUUGUUGAACCCCCUAUUGAUAGCUUAAUUGUUUUUCCGAGAGUAGAUGCACGCGCACUCACUGGACAAUAUCUAGAAAUGAACAUUUAACUCUAACUGUUUUAGUCAGAAUUUUUUAUUGCGCAAACUAAGUAGAGUUCGUUAAUACACUUGCCUGUAUAAAGUAAUUUAGAAAGCUUAGCAUAAUAGAUGUAGAACGUAGAAUGUGUCUGUUAGAUACGAACGUAGAUUAUAUUGGGCCUCCCCAGCAGAGGUCAUCGUAGCGUUCCCACUUAAAUAUUAACUACCCAAAGCCCAAAAAACAUAUGUAUGCUUACGAUGCACGAAAAUAACGACUUCUAUAUGUAAUGUAAUGUAAUGUAGUGUAUGCCACUUGAGGAUAUUUAGUAUUUCUCGGAACUUAAUGCCAUUCCAAACUUUAUUUUAUUUUAACUCCUAAGUUUUCAACAUUGCCGAGAAGCUGUCAAUUAAACGAGGUAAUUUACCUUUUUGAAUAACUCUACGGAUGCGUUGUCUGUGGCCCACUACUAAACCCGAAACGAGACUGUUAAUAAAAACUAUUGAUUUUGAGAAUAUGUUAAGUGAACCAAAUUAAAGUACUUAAUUUAUGUUCUUUGUAA